Messenger RNA from Saccoglossus kowalevskii, 1150 nucleotides. Its product is annotated as cystathionine gamma-lyase-like. NCBI's taxonomy places the organism in Eukaryota, Metazoa, Hemichordata, Enteropneusta, Harrimaniidae. Gene Ontology annotation, biological process: transsulfuration. Gene Ontology annotation, cellular component: cytoplasm. The record is from RefSeq and is a predicted model, not a curated record. Gene Ontology annotation, molecular function: pyridoxal phosphate binding; cystathionine gamma-lyase activity.
CAUUACCAGUAGGCUGAUCUACAAAGUCAUGGCAGGUAACCCUAUUACUACUACCACUGCUGAGGAUGACCAGAAUGCUACCAGUCUUGGGUUUGACACCCUGGUCCAACAUGCAGGACAGGGACCUGAACAUUGGUGUACCCAGAAUGCUCUAGUCCCCCCUAUUGUGACAUCUACAACAUUUCUGCUGCCAGGAAUAAGAGACAAGUGGAUUGACUUGCCAUAUGUUUACUCAAGGCAGGGUAACCCGACUAGGAAUGCCUUUGAAAUUUGUAUCGCUUCAUUGGAUGGGGCUAAACAUGGUAUCGCUUUUUCAUCAGGUGUGACAACUGCUCUUGCUGUUACCAUGGCAUUUUUGAAAACUGGUGAUCAUAUAAUUUGUGGAAGUGAAGUCUAUGGUGGAAUAUCUGACCAGUUUCGACAAAUCACUUCUAAGAUGGGCAUUGAUGUGUCUUUCAUUGACACGACUGAUCCAAAGAAUGUUGAGAAAUCUAUUAAGACAAAUACCAGGAUGAUUUGGUUAGAGACUCCUAGUAAUCCAUGUUUGCGUAUAACCGACAUCAAAGCGAUUGCCGUUAUCGCUCAUCAACAUCCAGAUCUUUUCUUAGCUGUUGACAACACAUUCAGCUCACCAUAUUACCAGAAACCUCUUGAGCUGGGAGCCGAUCUCUGCAUGGCGUCAGUUACAAAAUACAUUAAUGGCCACUCUGAUGUCUUAAUGGGAAUACUUUGUACAAAUAACGAUGAAUUUAAUGAAAAACUGAGAAAUAUGCAAUUAUUAACUGGUGGCGUUCCCUCACCGUUUGAUUGUUAUCUUGCAAACCGUGGUGUGAAAACACUACCUGUUAGAAUGGAAAGGCAUCAACAAAAUGCAUUUGCUGUGGCUAAUUUUUUGCAAAAGAACCCCAGAGUUGAGAAAGCCCUUUAUCCAGGAUUGCCAAAUCAUCCACAAUAUGAACUAGCAAAGAAACAGAUGAAAGGUUUCAGUGGCAUGGUUUGUUUCUGGUUGAAAGGAGGAUUUGAUGAAGCUGAAAUAUUCUUAAACAAAUUACAGCUAUUCAAGAAUGCAGCCAGUCUUGGAUCAGUCCAUAGUCUUGCUGAACAUCCGAUAACUAACAAGUAUGAUCACCUAUUUUCUAAUCAGAAAUAA